Molecule: messenger RNA, 753 nt
Organism: Hydra vulgaris (swiftwater hydra)
Lineage: Eukaryota; Metazoa; Cnidaria; Hydrozoa; Anthoathecata; Hydridae
Product: small ribosomal subunit protein mS25
Cellular component (GO): mitochondrion
Molecular function (GO): structural constituent of ribosome
Source: RefSeq, a predicted model, not a curated record
GUUUAUUAUAUUUAUAUUUUCAGAGUUUUUUUCUCUAUACUACUUAUUUACAUGCUCAAACAUUUUUACAAACCUCAAAAAUAUGGCGAAAGGAAAGUUUCCCUUCCGACGUACAAUUGAGUUUUUGAGCAGUGGUACUAUCAUUUUACAAAAAAGAAUUCAAGUCAUUUCAGUAUCAUUUACAACAGAUAACUCUGGCAAGGGUUUGCGAGACUUUGUACUUAGAGAUCUUCCUCGUCUGCAAUUCAAAAAUCCAACAAGACAGUUUGUGUGUUUUCGAAAUAGACACGAAUUCCCACAAAUAACAUUUUACUAUAAUGAUGGCGGUAAACAAAUGAUAGCUGUAGAUAAUAAACCUGCUGAUGAAAUUUUAAAGCUUGUCGAAGUCGCAGGUGCAGCUCCUCAUAGUGAAAUAUUGAAGUCAGAAGAAGUUGAAUAUCCGGGUAGAUUAAACCCGGCUAAUUUUGGUAAAUAUGGACAUUGCUUUUGUAUUUGUGAAAAACCUGGACAGGUACCAUGUACGGCUCGGGUUUGCAUGAAAAAAUCCGUCAAAUGGUGGCAGAAUAAAGAGAAAUCGACAGGUUAACGUCUGCAAUGAAUUGGUGCGUCAGAAAAUUACAAUGUAUUACAGUUUGAAACAACGUGUACUGAACGCAAUGGAGAAAUAUUGAUAAUGGUUAUGUGUUUAGAACUCGAAUGUAAAAGACUUUUCUUAAGCUUUUCUAUUUUUCACAAUAAAUUUGAAUAAUUUUA